UGACCGUGGAGGGUUAAUUUUUAGGUAUCAUCACUAAUAAAUAAAACCAAAAGGGAGGGAAGUGAAAACUUGAAAGGGGGUAAAAGUUAGAGGCUUCCAGACCUGAAUUUGUUGAAUGUCACCCUACUCUACUAUAAUGGCCAUGGGGGAAGUAAGAACUGUCUCAAAAUGUUACCUUUCCCCUGAAGAUUGGCCUGAUUUCCCUUUCUCCUCGAAUCAGCUGUGCUCUCUCCCUCCUUCAAAUGUCCGUACCUCUUUACUCGUAUUUCUCCUAGGCCACCUCACCUAACUUACCUUGUGUGAGAGCCAGUCAUGCUCCUGAUUGCCUCUACCAUCCCAUAUAGAAGAUCAGAGAGGCUACCCUGUAAUUCCAAAUGCAUCGAUAUUCCUUUGCAAUAUCUUAAAUGACUUAAUUCAGGACCUCAUCAUUGCUUAUAUGGGAAACUACAAAAAUCCUGUAACUGGCCUUCCUGCUUCCAGCCUUGCUUCCCUCCCUCAUCUUUCAACUAGUUAGCAAUACACAACAUGGAAUUCAAUUCAAAAGGAAAAAUCCAAUCAGGCCAUUCUCCUCCUAAAGAAGAAAAAGAAGAAGGAGAAGAAGAAGAAGAAGACCUCAGAUCUCCCCUUUUCUGUGGGAUAAAGGCCAAGGUCCUAGGCUUGGCAUGCAUGGCCCAGUAAGAUCUGCCCCAGCCUAACCUUGUAGACCAACCUCAAACUUCACGCAAACAGGAGGGGGUGGCUUGUGCAUCAUUAUUGACACUAGGCUGCUUCUCCCCAGCUGUAACUGCCUCUCUUCCUCCCUAGUUGUCUCAUUUGGCCCAACCCAACCCAUCCUGCCUUUCCCUCCUCUCCCCCAACCUUUCUCACUCCUUUUAGGAGCUGCAUUGAUGGUUGUGCUUGCAACAUUGCACUGUGGGUCUCUGAUGAAGUGGAAGCUUCCUGAGAACAAAGACUGGGUUGUUAACAUCUUCACAGGUGCAGAAUUUACCGAAGCGCCCAGCACAUAGCAGUACUAAAAAAAUGAUUCGGUGGGUGGAUGGAGUGGGAAUAUGCCUGAAACUGUGGCCCAAAGCACACCAGUUUAUUGUUGGCCCAUCUAGAUGUAGCCUUGACCUAGAAAUCUGUUGUCUUCGAUGAGCUCCUCUUUGUAUGUUCUUGUCUUCCAGGAUUAGGUAGGAUUGAGUAGGUCUGGGUUCAGUGGCACCUGUUAGAUUUAGGUAUUUACUCGCCAUCCUUGGUGCCAGGCCCAUCUUGGGCAAAUGAAGACACACUUAAAUGUCACAUGAUGGCUGCUGAUACUCAUUGAGCACUUAUUAUGUACCAGGUAUUGUUCUAAGUGCUUGAUGUGAAUGAGUUCAUUCAACCCACACAGCCUGAUGGGGUACAUAUUAUUAGUAUCUCUGUUUUACAGAGGAGGGUCAGUAACUUCUCUAAGAUCACCAAGCUAUUGAAAACAGAACCUGCAUACCAACCUGGGCAGCCUGGCUCAAGAGACCAUCGUCAUUACUACCACCUUGUAUCUCCCCACAUUCAUGUUGACCCUUUUUCCCAAGGGGGAAGGAAAGGGAGGCAUUAAGAAGAGAACAUUUCUGCUUGAUUUUUUUUAUUUAUCCGGUUUACUACAUGACCUAAUGAUGCACAUUUAGCCAGGAUGAGGCCCAUCUUUUCUUAUUUUCAUCCGUAUACGCUUACUUACCCAUAAAGAUCACUCACUUUUCUCACCCAGAUUCGAAUGAUUAGCAAAGAACCAUAUGAUGCAAACGGUUUUGCUCUUUGCAAGCCAUCUGUGUUUCCCAUUGUGCUGCAAACCACACCAUUGGCUUCCUCUUUACCUUUGUAGCGAGAGCACAGCGUUUGUCACUCAGUGUCUGAGCAACUUCAGUGACACCACGAGGAAAGGUCUGUACUGGGCCAAAUGGCACACAUCCCACAUGUGGCAUCUUUCUUUCUCUUUCUGACUAAGCUCAGCCUUGGCCAGAGGGAGGUAACCAUCCAGAAAGGACCACUGUUUCGGGUCGCGGGCUACCCUAUCAGCAUUGGCUGCAAUGUCACGGGCUACCAGGGACCUGCUGAGCAGAAUUUCCAGUGGUCUGUUUACCUGCCUAAAACCCCGAAACAAGAAAUCCAGAUCGUUAGCACCAAGGAUGCCAGCUUCUCUUAUGUGGUGUACGCACAGCGGGUGCGAAGCGGGGAGAUCUAUGUGGAGAGGGUCCGGGGCAACUCAGUCUUCUUGCACAUCUCAGAGCCCCAGCUGAAGGAUUCUGGCGAGUAUGAGUGUCACACACCGAACACGGAUGAAAGAUACUAUGGCAAUUACAGCGCGAAGACUAGGCUAAUUGUUAUUCCAGAUACCCUCUCUGCCACCAUGAGUUCCCAAACUCUCAGUAAGGAGGAAGGUGAAUCAUUAGAACUGACCUGCGAAGCAGCCAAAGCCUCAGCUCAGCACACUCACCUUUCUGUCACGUGGUACCUGAUGCAGGACGGAGAAAGAAACCAAAUCACUGAGAUUAUUUCCCUCUCCAAAGAUUUCCUGUUGAUCCCUGGGCCCUCGUAUACAGAGAGGUUUGCGGCUGGUGAUGUCCAGCUCAGCAAGCUUGGGGUUGCCACCUUCAGGCUGUCCAUAGGGAGCCUCCAGCCCUCAGAUCAAGGCCAGCUGUUCUGUGAGGCCACCGAAUGGAUAAAGGAUCCAGACGAAACCUGGACUUCAAUCGCGAGAAAGCGGACAGCUCAAACCGCUCUGAGGAUCCAACCCAUAGUGAGAGAUUUUCACAUCAACAUUUCAGCUGAGAGCGCAUGGACUGCAGGGAAUUCCUUAGAACUGGUCUGCCUGGUUGUAGGUGGUGGCCGGGACCCAUGGCUUCAGGGCAUUUGGUUCUUCAAUGGUAAUGAGAUGGCCCGCAUGGACGCUGGGGGUGUUCUGGACCUGAAGGGAGACUACAGAGAGAGAGCAAGUCAAGGACAGCUCCAGGUUUCAAAGAUAAGCCCCAAAGCUUUCUAUCUCAAGAUCUUCUCUGUGGGACCCGAGGACGAAGGCACCUACAGCUGCGCCGUGGCAGAGGUGGCAAGAGCUCCGAUGGGCUCCUGGCAGGUGCUUCAGAGCAAGCAGUCCCCAGACAGCCGCGUGCAUCUGAGGAAGCCAGCAGCAAGAAAUGUGGUCUUAUCCACCAAGAACAAGCGGGAAGCCAUGUGGGAAGGAGAGACAUUAACGCUUCUUUGCAAGGUAGAUGGGGCUGUGAGUCUCCUGUCCGUGGAAUGGUGGCACCUCCCACAAGGCCAGGCACAGCCGGAGUUGGUGGCCAGUAUGCAACAAGAUGGUGCCGUGCAGCUGGGGGCCUCCUACAAGCAACUCAACAACCGGGGCGCCAUGAGGCUGGAGAAAAUGGACUGGGCCACCUUCCAGCUGGAGAUCAGCCCCACCAGCAUCACAGACAGCGGUGUGUACGAGUGCCGAGUGUCUGAGGGCACCCAGAGCCACUCCAGAGGUCGGAGCUGGACUCAGAAGUUGGCAGUCACUGUCAAGUCUCUGGAGUCAAGUUUACGGGUUAAGCUGAUGAGCCGUCAGCCCAAAGUAGAAUUAGGCAAGACCUUUGGCUUGUCCUGCGUAGUGGAGGCUGACUACGCCAACCUCAGGGUGCCACUCACUGUGACGUGGCUGUUCCAGCCAUCGAGAUCUCAAGUCUUUCAUCUACUUGUUCGAGUCACCCAUAAUGGCACUAUUGAGUGGGGGGAAGACCUAGCUCAGUUCCAAAAGAAGACAAACGUUCUCCAGUCCUCGUUUCAUUCUCAACUCCUCAUCCAUGAUGCCACUGAGGAAGAAGCAGGAGUCUAUCAGUGUAAAGUCGAAGUUUAUGUCAGAAAUUCCCUAUGCACAAGCAGCCCCGCAAGAGCUUCUGCCAUCUCUCACUCACUGAUGAUAGCCAUCGCUCUACCAGAGAGCAAGCUGCAAGUGAACUCAAGCAGUCAAGUCCGAGAGAUCCUCAUCAACUCCAACACCAACAUAGAAUGUAGCAUCUUGUCCCAGUCCACUGGAGACCUUCAGUUAGCCGUCAUUUGGUACUUCUUUCCCAGUUCCACUAACGCAAUCUGGCUGAGGAUCCUGCAAAUGGACCAAACCAAUGUUGUAAAAUAUGGGGAUGAAUUUCACACCCCAAGGAGAAAACAAAAAUUCUACCCCGAGAAAGUUUCCCGAGACUUGUUUCAGCUACACAUUUUGAAUGUGGAAGACAGCGAUCAGGGCAAGUACCACUGCACUGUGGAGGAAUGGCUCUUGUCUACAAAUGGCACUUGGCACAAGCUUGGAGAAAAGAAGUCGGGUCUGACAGAAUUGAAACUCAGGCCCACAGGAAGUAAAGUACGUGUGUCCAAAGAGUACAGGACAGAGAAUGCUACCGAGCACAGCCAGGUGGCCAUCCGCUGCAGCCUGGAGAGUCCUGGCAGCUCAGCUUCCCUGUUCUCUGUGAUGUGGUACCGGAACAGGGAAAAUUCUGGAACGAAAAUGCUGGUGCACCUGCAGCAUGAUGGCUUGCUGGAGUAUGGCGAAGAGGAGCUCAGGAGGCCUCUGGUCUGCUACCGUUCAUCCUCUACAGAGUUUGUCCUGCAGCUUCAUUGGGUAGAGAUGGAGGAUGCUGGGCUUUACUGGUGCAGAGUGGCCGAGUGGCAGCUGCAUGGCAACCCAAGCAAGUGGGUCAAGCAAGCCUCAGACGAGUCACAGCAUAUGGUGCUCACAGUGCUGCCUUCAGAGCCCACACUUCCUUCCAGGAUCUGCUCAUCGACAUCUUUACUCUAUUUCCUGUUGGCCAUCCCCUGCAUUCUGUUGAUUCUUCUGCUUAUUGCUCUCUUCUGCUACUGCCACAAGGCCAGGAAGUUGUCGGCAAUGAUUCUAAAAGCACAGAAAGAAAAGUCCCUUUGGAUGGACUUGAAAGGGACUGGAGACUGGACAAUAAACCAGAGGGACGAGGAAGAGGAAGACCAUUGAAUCCGGAGAGCGUCCAUCAGCCCCAGGGAAAGGGCGGGCUUUGGAAUUGAACUGAGCCGCUUGUGAAUGUGAAUGAAUCCAGGUUGGGUCCUUCUUGGUGUCUAUGACCUUGGGCAAGUUACCUAGGAAUCAUAGGGAAUGUUCAUGGAGCGUGUUUGUGGGACCCACACCACGAAGUGUUUCUUUGCGUGUUGCCCUCAUUACCCCUUGUAUCCUCCCAGGAGCUAGACAAUUCACCCUGUUUUUCACUGGCAGUACCUCACAGAGGUUCAGGGCCCCUGUCUGUAAGGAGAGAACCUCCCUCACACAGCCUCUUGGGUAUUCGGUGAGAUCCUACAGCAAAGCCUCGGUGAGAGGACCCUCUACCUUUCCCUCCCUUAUGUCGCUGACUCCCAGGAGAGCACUCCGAGUGGCCCAGUCACGCUGGCCCUUGGGCAUCCUUUGCCCCCAGAUUACAGGUGCAGGAAGGGCCCUGAUGUCAGCAAGGCAAAAGGGUAUUAGGGAUGUGCCCUUCAUUCAUAUUCCAUCUGUCUUGCAAGAAGCCGCUCUGGGCCUGUUGGAGCCAGAACUGGAAAUCGAUCAGUGCAGCCUAACAGACUUGAGAAAACCCAUCUAUUUAUUAUCUAUAUGACCAACGGGGUUGCUUUAACACUCGCUAAUUUGCAUUUCCAAGGAGAGCAAUUUAUUUUUAAUUAUUUUAUCAAGCACACAUGUCUUCUCCAAACAUAAUUAGUUCCUUUGCAAGGGGAGCAUCGGAGGCUAUGAGAACUCCCAGUGUAGACCUCCAUGUCCCUUCUGCUCAUCUCCCUUUACUGGCUCAUUUAAAAUAUCCCAAGUGUUUCCUUAAAUGUGUCAAUGCAUUUGUCUCUUUUCUCAAAGGGAGGGUGGCAUAUUUUUCAGAAAACAAAGCUAAAGGUAAGACUUCUUAGAAAGUGUGAUGUCCCCUGCCCCCCCAAACCUGUAUUUUAAUUGGGAUUUUGAAGGAAAAGGGAGCAGAAUCGAAACCCAUCAGAUAAUGAGAACGGAUUCUAGUGCUGCCUUCUGCCUGGGGUCCUCUCUCCCCUGACUCUUUCCCUCUCUGCUCACCUGGGUCCCGCCUUUCGGCUCAGAGCUCACCAGCUGUUUCUUCACCUUUGGAUCCAGCCCAGACAAGGCACUAGAGCAGACACGCAGAUGUCCAACUGCGCCACCCAGAGCCAAGCUUGGGACCGCUUAUUCCCCAGGGAGCACCACCUUGUGCCCGGCCUGGGAUAGGUGUGAGGAAUCCAGUGGGGAUGCAGCCAGACACAGCUCUAGUCCCCUGGGAUCAUCAUCUUGUGUCUUCCGGAUCCUGUGCCUUCAUACAGCACGCUACAUGUUCUCAGAAGCCACGUUGCACUCUUUGGCCCAUCACGAAUUUUUAGGCAACUAAACCCCAAAGUCGUCUUUUCUCUUUUCCAAACUGAAUAAAAUUUGUGUUCACCCAAA
This is a messenger RNA of Mustela erminea (ermine), 6442 nucleotides long. It is a transcript of the gene CD101, whose product is annotated as CD101 molecule. Bases 1916 to 4975 code for a protein of 1019 amino acids. The record is from RefSeq and is a predicted model, not a curated record. The transcript is spliced from 11 exons. NCBI's taxonomy places the organism in Eukaryota, Metazoa, Chordata, Mammalia, Carnivora, Mustelidae.